Molecule: messenger RNA, 1220 nt
Organism: Amblyraja radiata (thorny skate)
Lineage: Eukaryota; Metazoa; Chordata; Chondrichthyes; Rajiformes; Rajidae
Product: SLC35A4 upstream open reading frame protein-like
Exons: 3
Coding region: 88-399 (103 amino acids)
Source: RefSeq, a predicted model, not a curated record
CGGCCUCCAGCGCCACGGGAAGUCUGAGCAUGCGCCGCUAGAUAGGAUCUUUGGGGCAGAGAGAGCGAGUGCGCAGGCGCGAGUAAGAUGGCGGACGACAAGGACACACUCGGUAAGCUGAAGGACCUCGCACACCUGAAGGGGCAACUAGAGAGCAUCCAGAGGAAGGUGGAGGAGGAAGUGCAAAUGGGAUUGCCCAAUGGUGGCUCCUUGCUGGCCUCGCCGUUCCUGAAGGGCUUCCUCGCGGGCUACGUGGUGGCCAAACUGCGGGCAUCAGCCGUGCUCGGCGUGCUAGUGGGCACUGCCACCGGCAUCUACGCCGCCCAGAACUACAACGUUCCCAACGUAGAAAACACCAUCAAAGACUAUCUCAGCUCUCUGAAGAAAGGGCCCAAAUAAGGAUCGCCUGCCACACGCUACAGCUCAGAAACCGGUUGCUGCUUUAACACCCCCCCCCCCCCCCAUCCCUUCUAACCCCGCAGGACCCCAACCUACGUCAGGGAAGAGGAAGAGGCAACGACGCAGAGUCUGGGAAAAAUUUGGAACUUGACGCUUGGCUGGAUUGCACUUGAGUCUUCCGCUGAAUCUGAUCAGCGGGGUGCCUUCAAGCUCCUUGGUUUUUUAUAGCCUCCUCAGCUGCUUGGAUAUCAGUGGUGCAGCAGGUAGAGCUGUUGCCUCACACACCAGAGUUCAAUCCUAAUGUCGGGUGCUCCCGUUGUGUGGGGAGUUUGCAUGUUCUCCCUGUGACCGUGUGGGUUUCCUCCGGUGCUCCGAUUUCCUCCUGCAUCACAAAGACGUGCCCGUACGGGUUUGCAGGUCGAUUGUCCCUCUGUAAAUUGCCCCCUUUGAGAAAGUGAGACAAGAUCGACUAGAGUGAACGGGCGAUCGACAGUUGCCGGGCCGAAGGGUCUGUUUCCGCACUGUAAUCACUGAAUCGCUGGUUGCCUUUGAGCUAAUUUAGCUAACCUUCGGGGGAGAGAGUUGAGAUUGAUUAAGAGUUAUCGUGGAGAUGGGAGGUACGGUGGUGCAGAGGUAGAUUUGCUGACUUACAGUGACAGAAACCUGGGUUCAAUCCUGACCUCGGGUGCUGUCUACACAGAGUUUGUACGUUCUUCCUGUCACAACUUUGUUUUAUUCUGGGAGCACUGGUUUCAUCACAUACUACAAAAGACAUACAGCUUUGUUGGUUAAUUAGCUCUAGUUAAAAAUCGUAAAUUGUC